AUGCCCGUGGACCUGGCCGUGCGGCUCUGCCUGAGCCGUUCGCCCCCCAUCCGCAAGCUGCUGAACUCCUACGAGGAGCUGCGGGGCAGCCGAGGCCGCAAACCCCUCCGAUCCUGUCUCAACCAGAAGCUGAGCGCAGAACCCGAGCCAGAGCGGCGAGACAAGGGCUCCAAGGGCCAGAAGAAGAAGCAGGUUGUGUUUGCUGAUAUGAAAGGGCUGUCACUGACGGCUGUCCGCUUCUUCUCAAAGAUUGAGGAGGACCUCUGCGAUUUGCAGCAUGCCCUGUCAGACCUGGCCUGUUUCCGACCGAGGGAAGCGUGCAGGUACGUGCUGGACUUCCCACAGCCCUCUGCAAACUACGUGGCUUUCCGCAACAGCCUGCACAGCAACUUUGUCUGCCUGGAGAGCUGUCUGAUCCAGGGCCGCGCUCUGUCGGGGACAGUGAAGGUUAGGAACAUCGAGUACGAGAAGAAAGUGAUGGUCCGCAUCACCUUUGAUGGCUGGAAGAGCUUCCGGGACAUCCCUUGCCAGUACAUGCACAGCACCUACGGCUCAGCUGACACGGACAUCUUCUCUUUUGAGCUCACCCUGCCCAAGCCAUCCAUCUCCCACAGGGGCGCAGAGUUCUGCAUCUCCUUCCAGUGUGGACAAAAGACCCACUGGGACAACAACCAUGGCAAGAACUACAAGAUCUGCCUCGUGGGCACGAUCCACUCUGCCUCGUGUGCUGUGAAGAGUGCCAGCAGGGCCUGGGAGCACCUUGGCACCUCUGGGGCUGCUGCUCUGGUCCUUUCCCACCUGCAGACCUGGCGGCAGUCAGAGACACGGGCUCCUUAUUGGUAGUGUGGGGAGACUGUAGGUGCCCUCCCUGUCCCGAUCUCUGGGGAGGGCUCAGCUGCAGAAGAUGCUGCUCACGGUGUUGUUAGCUCCUUCACUGCCUGCUGCUCCACGAGCAGCUGCCAGUCGCUGCAGAAGCUUCUUCACUACAGAGGCUGGAAGCUGCUGCUUGAAAUAAAUCCUGCGAUAGGAUCUCAGGGCAACACGGGAGCGGGGCAGGCUGCAGGCCGGCGCUGCCCAAGUGCCUUGUGUGGAGGCGCGGCAGCUGGGGCCUCCCGAGAGGGGCUCACCGGGCCAGGAGCGGCGGGGCGCCUCGGGCGGUUGGUGCUGUACCGGGGAGUUAAUAAAGUGACGGCGUUUCGCGA
Messenger RNA from Passer domesticus (house sparrow), 1202 nucleotides. Its product is annotated as protein phosphatase 1 regulatory subunit 3C-B-like. Gene Ontology annotation, cellular component: protein phosphatase type 1 complex. The transcript has a single exon. The coding region runs from base 1 to 843 and encodes 280 amino acids. Gene Ontology annotation, molecular function: glycogen binding; protein phosphatase 1 binding. NCBI's taxonomy places the organism in Eukaryota, Metazoa, Chordata, Aves, Passeriformes, Passeridae. Gene Ontology annotation, biological process: regulation of glycogen biosynthetic process. The record is from RefSeq and is a predicted model, not a curated record.